AUGUCACUUGUUAUGUUCAUGGAUCCAGACGCGGUAGCAGCGAUCGGAAAGGCGUCUCUGGCCCUCAAAAACGCGGCCCUUGCUUUUAUACCAAUCACAUCUGUAGCGCUGUCUUUGCGCUUGUAUGUGAGGAUAUUCAUCGUCAAGGGCUUCGGACUUGAUGACGUCUUCCUGAUAGGUGCACAGGUCUGGUUUCUAGUGUUCUGUGGGUUUGUGAUCAAACUGAUCAAUCUUGAACAUGAUCCAGCUUUGGCGACAGCAAUAGCUGAGAGUGUACAAUCUGCAAUGGUAGCCAUUGGGAAGUUAUAUACAGUAAGCCAAUCUGAUUCUUCAAGGACCUUCGCCGACUGGCUAACACACUCAAAGGACUCUGUCUACUUUACUAUCUUCUACGUCUUCACCGUCAUUUUCCUCAAAAUCUCGCUCGCGUUUUUCUACCUUCGAAUCAUCGUUCAACGAUGGCAAAGANUUGUCGUCUACUUUGCCGUUACGACCAUGACUCUUUACGGCCUUGGAUACGCCUUCAUCUAUUUGUUCCGUUGUGGUCCGAACGUCAAUCAGCAACUCAUCAACUGGGCAGAGGGAAAAUGCUUAGCGGAUCACAUACUACUGGUCAUGACAUAUGUCUUUGGAAGCCUGGAUACAUUGACAGAUUUCAUCUACGCCUUUCUUCCAAUCUACAUUUUAUGGAACUCAAACAUGCCGCUGGGAAUGAAACUUACUGCGGGAUUCCUGCUCUGCAUAGGCUCCGUCAGCUCUAUCUGUGCUCUUAUCCGCGUCGCCACUCUUUCUAAUCUGACAUUCGAUUCGGCAUUUUUCAAGCAAGCAGUGCAGACUGGCCUCUGGAGCAUUAUCGAGCCGGGUCUUGCGAUUGUAGCCACAUCUCUAGCAGCAUGCAGACCACUGUGGAGGAAAGUGUUUGAAGACACGAGCACAGGGUCUUUCAUCAAGAACACCUUCAUGUUCAGAUGGUCGACAGCAAAAAAGAGUGGCGUGUCGUCAAACAGCAGUCGAUCCACCGACAAGCCCAUGACAAUUGGACGAGUCAAUGGACGAGCCAACGGACUUGGCUUUGUCGAGCGCGCCGAAGCAAACAAAGGAUUCAAAAAGUUCAAUGAUGACGAGUAUGGAGUCUCGAUGGCUAGUGUGGCAGUGGGAGACGAGUCCGAACACGAAUUACAAGAUCUCGGCAGGCUGGAAGCGCAAACCGAGUUCUUGGAUGAUGAGGAGAGUGACAAGAGGUCACUGGUGAGAAGUUCGGUACAGCCGUCUGAGCAUGGGCAGAAAAGAUCUAGCAGUGCGCGUCGACAGAGUAAGUCGAAGAUAUUCAGGACCAGAGAUGUGAUGGUGGAUAUAAGAACUGCUCCAUAA
Aureobasidium musti is the source of this 1371-nucleotide messenger RNA. The record is from the annotation of a GenBank genome assembly. NCBI's taxonomy places the organism in Eukaryota, Fungi, Ascomycota, Dothideomycetes, Dothideales, Saccotheciaceae.